Molecule: messenger RNA, 2833 nt
Organism: Pistacia vera
Lineage: Eukaryota; Viridiplantae; Streptophyta; Magnoliopsida; Sapindales; Anacardiaceae
Product: calcium permeable stress-gated cation channel 1-like
Exons: 11
Coding region: 117-2477 (786 amino acids)
Cellular component (GO): plasma membrane
Molecular function (GO): calcium-activated cation channel activity
Source: RefSeq, a predicted model, not a curated record
CUUCUAUUGAGUUUUCUAGCCAUCCAAACACUCCCUAACUCAUCUUCUUUCCAAUAAGCUUGAAGAAAUCACGCAAAUAUGGAACCAGCUUAGUGAGUGAAAUGAACUAGAUAUCGAUGGCGACGCUCGAAGAUAUAGCGGUUUCAGCAGCUCUUAAUAUUCUUACUACGUUUAUUAUGUUAAUAGCAUUUGCUAUAUUAAGAAUUCAACCGCUCAAUGAUAGAGUAUACUUUUCGAAAUGGUAUCGUAAAGGAAGAGAAAGUCCAAAGCAUGGGGGGGCAUCUGCGCGGAAGUUUGUGAAUUUGGAUUGUAGAUCAUACAUAAGGUUCUUGAAUUGGAUACCGGCUGCAUUGAAGAUGACGGAACCUGAGCUUAUUGAUCAUGCCGGAUUGGAUUCAGCUGUCUAUUUACGGAUUUACUUGAUGGGACUUAAGAUUUUUGUUCCUAUUGCAGUCCUUGCUUGUGCUGUUUUGGCACCGGUCAACUUUACAAACAGCACAUUAGGCGAAAAAACCGAGCUAUGGAAUGUAACUUCAAGCAAUAUUGAUAAGCUUUCAACUUCAAAUAUCCCGCUUAAAUCAGAGAGGUUCUGGGCUCAUAUUGCGUUGGCUUACGUCUUUACCUUCUGGACAUGCUAUGUGUUGAUGGAGGAGUACGGAAAAAUUGCUAGUAUGCGGUCGCAGUUUAUUGCAACAGGAAGGCGUCGGCCCCAUCAAUUUACAGUCCUUGUCAGGAAUGUCCCCCCAGAACAGGACAAAUCUGUUAGUGAGGUUGUGGAGCGUUUCUUUUUGGAAAAUCACCCAGAUCACUACCUAAAACAUGAGUCGGUAUACAAUGCAAACAAACUUGCCAAAAUGGUGAAGGAGAAGAAAAGGUUGCAGAAUUGGCUUGACUACUACCAAAAUAAAUGUGAAAGAAAUAAUUCAAAGAGGCCAGUUAUGAUCAAGACUAGUUUUCUUGGGCUUUGCGGAAAAAGAGUGGAUGCAAUUGAUUAUCACACAUCUGAAAUUGAAAAAUUGUCAGGAAAAAUAGAUGAGGAGAGAAAAGGGGUUGUUAAUGAUCCCCAGUCUAUAAUGCCGGCAGCAUUUGUUUCCUUUAAAACCAGAUGGGGUGCAGCUGUAUGCGCACAAACUCAACAGACCAGAAAUCCAACUGAGUGGUUGCCUGAGUGGGCUCCAGAGCCACGUGAUGUCUAUUGGAAAAACCUGGCAAUUCCAUAUGUUUCACUCAGGAUUAGGAGGCUGAUUAUUGGUGUUGCAUUCUUUUUCCUUACCUUAUUUUUCAUGAUCCCCAUUGCAUUUGUACAAUCUCUUGCAAGCAUUGAGGGCAUUGCAAAAGCAGCACCAUUUCUGAAACCCGUAGUUGAAAUCAAGUUUAUUAAAUCAGUCAUCCAAGGUUUUCUUCCUGGUGUUGUAUUGAAGCUUUUUCUCAUCUUCCUCCGGAAGAUAUUGACGAGUAUGUCUAAAUUUGAAGGAUUUGUAUCUCUAUCAUCUCUACAAAGAAGAACAGCUUCUAGAUAUUAUCUUUUCAAUUUUGUGAACGUCUUCCUUGGGAGCAUAAUAACUGGAUCUGCAUUUGAGCAGCUAAAUUCUUUCAUAAAGGAGCCAGCAAAUGAUAUUCCCAAGACAAUUGGAGUAGCUAUACCAAUCAAAGCAACUUUCUUCAUAACUUAUAUAAUGGUCGAUGGAUGGGUUGGUGUAGCUGCAGAGAUUUUAAUGUUGAGACCACUGAUUAUCUACCACUUGAAGAAUUUCUUCUUGGUGAAAACUGAAAAUGACAGGAAGAAAGCAAUGCGUCCAAAAAGUUUUCGUUUCAAAACUAGAGAACCUCGUAUACAGUUGUAUUUUCUGCUAGGCCUUGUCUAUGCGACAGUGACUCCUCUUUUGCUCCCUUUCAUAAUUGUUUUCUUUGCGCUGGCCUAUGUUGUUUUCCGUCAUCAGGUCAUAAAUGUUUACAUCCAAAAGUACGAGAGCGGUGCAGCAUUCUGGCCUGAUGUCCAUAAGAGAGUAAUUGCGGCAUUGGUUAUGUCACAGUUGCUUCUCAUGGGGCUGCUGAGUACAAAGGAAGCUGCUCAAUCAACACCAUUUCUCAUUGAUCUUCCUGUACUUACGAUAUGGUUUCAUAGGUUCUCCACAGGCCUUUACGAAUCUGCAUUUGUUAAAUAUCCAUUACAGGAAGCAAUGACGAAAGACACAUUCGAACGUGCACAGAAACCAAACAUUAACUUGAAUGGUUAUCUUCAAAAGGCAUACAUCCAUCCCGUCUUCAAAACUGAUGAUGAAGAUGAAGGUGAAGAUGAAGAUGAAGAUGAAGAUGAUAUGCCCUCUGGAAGCAGGGAAAACGAAAAAAUUUCAGUCCCCAAACAACGCCAAUCCCGUGGAAAGACACCAUUGCCCAGCGAAAUUAGUGAUGCAUCCUCACCAUCUCCCUUUUUGCCCGACACUGUUCGCGAAAGUCAGAGCCUUGAUUCUGUUUAAGACUUAUACUUUCUGUCCACAUUUGAGCUAUGCACUUCGAAUCAGUGAAGGAAGACAACACUGUAAAUAUUUUGAGAAAUAAGAGCAUCGUAGUUUCUUGUAUAGACAGAGUGAAAUAAGAGAGAGGUGGCCACUUGAACUUAGGCUUUCCAUUUUCGAGCAAUAGAAGCAAGUUCUGAACAUAUUUCCCAUUUUAAUCUUUAUGUGCUUCUUAGAAUUAAUGCAGUGUGUUUAAUGUAGUUUUGCUUCAAUUUUUCAAUAUCAUAAGUUUAUUUUUACUCUGUAAAAAUCCAUCUAUGAGCCUCAAACUUGGAGCAUGAUAUCCUGGACUGAAUUGUGAGACCACAAAGUGUUAU